Arachis ipaensis is the source of this 738-nucleotide messenger RNA. RefSeq lists its product as uncharacterized. NCBI's taxonomy places the organism in Eukaryota, Viridiplantae, Streptophyta, Magnoliopsida, Fabales, Fabaceae. The record is from RefSeq and is a predicted model, not a curated record.
AUGAACUUGGAGGGUGUUGGUGAUAUUGUUAGGUGUCGUGCUUUCUCAGUAACCCUGGCAGGUCCAGCGAUAUGGUGGUUUAACGCGCUCCCGCAAGAAUCCAUGACGGCUUUCGUGGACAUCUCACAAAAGUUCUUAGCGCAGUUCACCACGCAGAUAGCCAAAGUCAAGCACCUGAUCAACUUGUUAUGGGUCAUGCAGCGUGCUGGCGACCCGAUGAGGAAGUUCCUUGAUCGGUUCAAUGAUGAAUGUCUAGAGAUUGAUGGCUUAACAGACUCAGCGGCGAGCCUGUGCCUAACAAACGGCCUGUUGAAUGAGGAUUUUAGGAAACACCUCACUACUAAACCUAUUUGGACCAUGCAGGAAAUCCAGAAUGUGGCGAGGGAGUAUAUCAAUGAUGUAGAAGUUAGUCAAGUGGUGGCCACCAAUAAGCGGCAGCCACCCAACCCGCCAGCUCAUCAAGCCGGGUACGUGGAAAAGCCAAAGGAUGUGCCAAAGGAGGGAACGUCUACGAAGCCAUUCAAACCAUUUCCCCGGGUAGGCAAGUUUACUAACUACACCCCUCUCACGGCACCUAUUGUGAAAGUUUACCAACAAAUCGCAGAUAAAGACAUACUUUUGAAACCUCGACAGCUAGAGGAUAGGACAAGUGAAAAUAAAAGCCUGUACUGUGACUAUCAGAAGGGUUUUGGCCACAAAACCCAGGAUUGCUUUGAUCUGAAGGACGCUUUGGAGUAG